AUGGCCACCAAACGCAGCGCCCCCGACUCCUCCUCCAACAACGACUCCCGCCCCCAUUGGAAACGCCCCAAACACCAAGGCGUCUUUCAACCCAAGAACCCCGAGAACCACGGCAAAAACUCCUUCAAAAAAGCCCACACCGUCAACGACUUGAAGAAGACAGUGCGCAACAUCACUCGCCUACUGGAAAAGUCCAAAGAUCUCCCUGCCAAUAUUCGCGUCGAGAAAGAGCGUCAACUCCAAACCGCAACUCGCGACCUUCAAAUUGCCGAAAAGGCACGCAAGAGGAGUGAGAUGAUUGGGAAGUACCAUAAGAUACGAUUCUUCGAUCGACAGAAGGCGGAGAGACGGUUAAAAAAGGCGAGGAAGGCGCUGAAGGAAGCGGAGGGAAAGAAUAAAGAGGGCUUGAAGAGGAAGGUGGAGGAGUGUGAGAUUGACGUGAAUUAUGCGCACUAUGCGCCGUUGGAGUGGGAGUAUGUCUCCCUCUUCCCUACACGGAGGAAGAAGGAAGGAGAGGAAGAGGAGGAUAAGGGUGUUGCUGGGAAGGAAGUGGAGAAGCAGGGAGACUCUGCGAUGUGGGAGAGGGUGAGGAGGUGUAUGGACGAGGGGACGUUGGGGGAUUUGAGGGAGGGGAGGUUGGAUGGCAAGGGGGAUGAUGACGAGGGGGAGAAAGUAGGGACGAAGUUGAAGUCGGUCAAGAAGGCGGCGAAGACGCAAAGGAAAGAUGACCGGUCUGCGAUGGGCAAGAAGGUCCAGGUGGAAGAGGAGCAGCAGAACGAUGAUGAGAGUGGUGAUGAGAGUGGUGGUGGUUUCUUCGAAUGA
Messenger RNA from Fulvia fulva, 822 nucleotides. RefSeq names its product rRNA-processing protein efg1. The transcript has a single exon. The record is from RefSeq and is a predicted model, not a curated record. Gene Ontology annotation, cellular component: nucleolus; preribosome, small subunit precursor. NCBI's taxonomy places the organism in Eukaryota, Fungi, Ascomycota, Dothideomycetes, Mycosphaerellales, Mycosphaerellaceae. Gene Ontology annotation, biological process: maturation of SSU-rRNA from tricistronic rRNA transcript (SSU-rRNA, 5.8S rRNA, LSU-rRNA). Bases 1 to 822 code for a protein of 273 amino acids.